UAAACUGGCAACUCUAUUUACUGUACGCUCAGUAAACUGCGACUCCCGUCGUUCUUUGCGUCGGUGUGUCAACAUGGCGCCUGUCUGCCGGACAAAAGGCGAAUCUGUCUGACGGCGGAUUGAAGCCCAAUUAGAAGCAGAGGAGACAUUUUGGGAAAACUGUCAGUGUCUGUGUGUCCCUGCGCCCCGAGGCGUUAGAUAUAUGGUAAAACAAACAUCCGCGGAGGCUCUUGGACUGGAAUAAUAAGGAUGUUCCAGCAGUGUGAGGAGCCUCGCUUCACCAUCGAGCAAAUUGACCUCCUCCAGAGGCUACGGAGGACGGGCAUCACCCAGGCAGAGGUUCUCCAUGCGCUGGACACCCUGGAUCACCUGGAUCGGCAGCAUGGGCACAAGUUGACCCAUAAACCUUCCUAUGUACCACCCUCGUCUUCCAGCACUGUCGCCGCCUCUUCUUCCAUGACUUCUACCGCCACUCAGACAAGUUUUCCCAACAACCGCCUCUCAUUGUCCCCUAAUAACAACUUUGACACCACCUCCCCACCUCUGCCUGUUCCAGUAGCCUCACCUAAUACCAUAACAGCAGUAGUGCCAAACGGUUUGGUUGCUGUUACCAAUGGGAAGCUUUCACCACCCCGGUUUCCUCUUGGUGUGGUUAGCGCUACUGUAACCACACCAGGGUAUGCGUUUGAAGCCAGUGAAGAGGACAUAGAUGUUGAUGAAAAGGUGGAGGACUUGAUGAGGAGGGACAGUGCUGUGAUCAAGGAAGAGAUUAAAUCCUUCCUGGCGAAUCGACGUAUAUCCCAAGCUGUGGUUGCUCAGGUAACAGGGAUCAGUCAGAGCCGGAUCUCCCACUGGCUCCUACAGCAGGGAUCAGACCUCAGCGAGCAGAAGAAGCGAGCUUUCUUCCGCUGGUACCAGCUGGAGAAGACCAAUCCUGGUGCUACUCUGGCAAUGCGAGCCACCCCCUUAGCACUGGAGGAGGUGAUGGACUGGAAUCAAGCUCCUCCUACAUUUGGUUCGGCCCCCGGUGGCUUCCGUCUGCGACGAGGGAGCAGAUUUACCUGGAGGAAGGAGUGUCUGGCUGUCAUGGAGGGCUAUUUCAAUGAUAACCAGUAUCCUGAUGAAGCCAAGAGAGAGGAGAUUGCCACUGCCUGCAAUGCUGUCAUACAGAAACCAGGAAAGAAGCUGUCUGAUUUGGAGAGGGUAACAUCCCUGAAGGUCUACAACUGGUUUGCUAACCGCCGCAAAGACAUCAAGAGGCGUGCUAAUAUUGAAGCAGCCAUCUUGGAGAGUCAUGGCAUCGAGGUUCAGAGUCCAGGAGGUCAGUCAAACAGCGACGACGUGGAUGGCAACGACUUCCCUGACCAGGGCUGUGAGGUGUCCUUAUUUGAUAAGAGAGCUUCAGCAAGGCAGUUCAGUUUCAGUCGAGCUGACCUGUCCUCUCCAACCCAGGUUCCCACACUGCUUCCCAGCUGGUUUUCUGCCCUGGGUAGAGGGGGCGUGUCUGGACAGAGGGCCACAUCUCUGAUUGGUCGCUCCCUAAUAUCAGGCGCGGUUCCUCAGAUGGAAGGUUCCAGACUAACAGGUGUUUCCUGGUCCCCUCCUUCCCCCUCUCUCCAGGACGAGCCCACAGUUCACAGUGCCCUGUCCGAGCCCCAGGAUCCAGUCAGUUUGGAGAAGGCGGCGGCGGUGAGUGACAGCAGCCCGGCGGUAACCAAUCAGGGGGAUGGCGCAGGGUGCAGCAUGGGGAAUGACAUCAAGACGGAGACUCUGGAGGACGACUGAAAGGAGGGGCAGAUAUCAGAGCUGUCGGAGCGAUAAACAGGUGUCAUUAUAUGCAAGCAGAUUUUAUAGGAAUGUAAUAAUAAGUGGAAAAAAAUGACCAAAAGUCGUGUAAAGUCCAACCCUGAGAUACCUCCCAACCCUACCUCCAACCACCAACCUGCUCUGCUACGCUCGUAUAGGCAUUAUUAGUGUAUUAUAAUUAUAAUAUUAACAAUAAGCUUUUAUUUGUUAGUGUUCCCCAGCAACCUGUGGAAAAUUUAAAGUGUACCUAAAAACAAAUCCAGCAAAGAAAGUGAAAUAGGACGCACCUAUAAGGGAACACAUGCUGUAGCAGUCCGUUUUCUUUGUUGACUUGUUUAUGUUGAGGCAUUUUAAAUCUUCCAUAGAAGGCUGAUAAACAGGACUUUCAUGCAUUGUGCAGAUUUUCUUGGAAAACUGCUUUUUUCACAGCAGGACAACACUGUAUUUGACAUGGAAUUCCAAACGUUUCAGGGUCUUGCACUGUGAUCACAACACAACUGAACAGCCUCAAAAGAUAAAUGCGUUCAUUUUAGUUUAUAUUACUGAUAGUUAUAAAGUGUUGCAGCACAUUUCAUCACAGUUCUUUAUAUUUUAAAUUUUAUAUUUAAUCUUAGGGUCACAGCAUAUAAGUAAUCUCUCUCUGGGCCCAAAAUGACUGAAAAAUGUUUAAGAAAAAAAGAGAGAAAAACAGUAUGAGCUUCCCCUGCCUGAUAAGAUAAACUCAAUGUGUAGAAGCAGCGAAAGGCCAUAAUGAUUGAAAACCCGAUAAUGCAAUUUUUGUCAUUACUAAAUCUUUCAGAAUUUAUUGUUUUUACAGAUUUUACUUGUAUUUGUGUGGUUAAUUAUAUGCAGUAAGUUUAUAUUGAAAAUUCAGCCGCCUGAGGUUUUCAGGCACUAAUUUGGACUUAAAUGUGAUUUAUUUCUAUUUACAAUAGUGAAAUUACCCUUUAUAAAUAUUUAAAUACUGUGAAUUUAGUAGCAUUUAAAGUAAUUAGGGCCUCAGUUUCCAGUGAGAAUUUAAAUCCUGUGUGGCUUUACUUUGCUUCCAAAUCGAUAACAAGUUUUUUUUUUAUUUAGUUUUUUUGUUUUGUUUUUUGAGAGAGUUGUAUAAAAACUAGAAACCUGGGCGUCCUUGUGACCGGGUGAUGUUUAUUCAUUCGUACCCAGUUACCUGCUGGAUUAUAUAAUUAAUAAUCAACACAUAUCAUUCAGCUGAGAGGAAGUCAGUAGUGUCAUAAAGCUGUUUAAAUACUAAAGAUUAAAAUGUAAAGUGAAUAAAUACAGAUGGGUGAUAAAUUAAAGGAAACUGAACCAGUGACCCCUACAGUGUUAGGAUCCAGUUUGGGCCUAUUUGUCCCUGUAGCGGGAAAGGUCACAAUAACUCUACUUUCCUAAUAAGGGUGUUCUCUUCCAGGCUGGCAGUGCAUUGUAUCUUUAGGCAUGCACUGUGCAUAUAGCUUUCAGACGUGCUUUAAGUUUUUCUAAACAUGAUCUUAAAAUACGGUUUAGAUGAAGCAGAUUCUAUCUUUUUAUUUUUAUUUUUUUUUUAAAUGGUUAUUUUUUGAGGUGCAAACGCAAGUAUGUUUGGUGUUAAUGUCACUGGCUGGAGGCCAUUGAGUGGUAAACAUUUGGUGCUUGGAAAGCAGCUGUGGCUGAGAGAGCCAGUCAUUUACCGAUUGGAAGAUAAGUGGUUCAGUUUGCAUGUUCAGUUGUCCUUGGGCAAGAUGCUGAACCCCUUAUUAACAGAUUUGAGAUGUUCAAUACGGGUGCUGAUAUGAUAUUUAGUAAUGCAAAAAACCUGAUAUUCCGACUAUAUUGGCCCAUAUGUUUUUUCUUUCUCUAACAUUUGUUGUGUAGCUAUUUAUUUAUGCUCUGCACUUCUCAGCUCGGAUCAGCUGGUUUUUGUGUUUGCGGUGUUCCAAACAUACGUAUUUGAAACGUAUUUGCUGUUGUAAGUCCUGAUGCGAUAGAUCGGUAAGUGGCUAAUAUCAUUGCCCCCGAUGUAUCUAUCAGAGUGCGAGUGUUUGCACCAUAUUCUUAAAGGCCUAGAGUGUGGAAGCACUAUAUGAAUACAGGUCUAUUUAACGUUCACCAGUUUGGCAGUGUUGGGUUGUGCUUAUUUUGUGUUAGCCGAUGAACAGAAAAAAAAAUGAGCCAAGAAAACAACUUUUCCUUUUUUAGGCUUUUGAAAACAGAAAGCAGACUCUUGUAAGCUGUGAAGUCAUCAGACUGUCACCAGAAUUACCCUCAUUUAGCACCUAUGGGAGAUUGUGGGCUAGUUAGAGAGCGCUCUGAAAACACCAAAUGAGAGAAUAUGUUUUGGAGGAAUGCUGUUUAUCCCUCUAGUAGAGUUUUAGAAAUUUGGAGAAUCACUGAAUUUCCAGCACAUGAAGGGUCAACACCUUGACAUGACAUUGGGUUUUUCCUUUAAUUUGUUACCCAUCUUUCUAUGUGUGUGUGCGUAGACACACAGACUAUACUUAUAUAUAGUAUAUGUACCCAAAUCCAUUUCUUUAUACACUAUAUAGACAUAUUAGCUUCAAAUGAGAGAAACUAUCAGUAUGAGUCUUAUCAUGUUGGUGAAAGGCGAGUGAAACAUUAGCCAAAGUAUUAAGUUUUAAAAUUUUGUGUAUUUUCUGAGUCUAUGAUAAUCAUGGAUGAAACUGUGUGUUUGAGAUAUGCUAAUCAAAGACACAUCAGAUGUGUCAAAAACUAUUUCAAGCAAAAUGCAUCGUUUUUAUAUUCUUUUUCAGGUAUAUCUGUGUUUGUGCUCGAUAUGCCAUGUGUUCAAAACACACACUGUCACUUUUAAGAUGUAUUUUCAUUUUGAAUGACACUUAAUUUGUUUAUGGUGCUUUGAGUCCUUGUUGAAAUAUUUCACUAGUCACUAAGACUGACUGACAGGCCAGAGGAGGUUAAUUCUUUUGAAAUGACCAUAAGAAGAAAUCUCCUUUAAUAAUAAUUUAAAAAAAAACAACUAAAUAUUUGAUUGAGGUAAAAUUGAGGAUAUUUAAGGUUAGUACAGCCAUUGUAGAAGUCUAAGAGAUUUUUAACUGUUUAACAUUUUCAACAUGAAAUUUACUAAACCUUUCAAUUUUAAAUGUAUUUUUAAAAACUGAAGGCAUGGAAGCGUCUAAUCUGCCAUAAUUUAACUGUCUAAGUCAGAUACACUCCUCGGUCUUCACAUCUGGGUUCAAAACACCCAAGACAAUAAUGGCGAAGAAGUCCAAAUGUGGGUGACGUCACAGCGAUGCCGUCCGUCUUUACUAAACUGCUCGUGGUUUAUAUUGUCAAAGCUCCAGAACCCCAAAAUAAUUUCCAGAUCAGUUCUGUAGUGAAUACAAAAUCAUCCACUGGUCAAAAGUGAGUAAGGGCUCUGGGGCUUUUGGUUUAAACGCCAGCCUAGUCAUGCACUCCCAAAAUGAUCUGCACACUAAGCACCGUGCUCGGAGCGUUUCAACCACACUAACUGAAAUGUCAUAGUGAUCCAAGCUUUGUACGUACAUCCUGUUCCACCAGAGUCGAGGAGGAGAUAUGGCUGCUUAAUGUUCCGCUGAGGAACAUUAAGAUAAUUGAAAGAUAUACGGUCACAAGUAUGUCUGCCUUUUAGUGUCGGGGUGGAAGGAUCCAGGAUUUUAACUGAAGAUUUUGACAAAAUUUUGGCCGAAAAUAAGCCCAAGUUUGUGGGCGAGAAAAGCAAAACAACGAGUUAAAAUACGCUAAAAAAAGGAUGACUGCAGUCUCCAGUAUGAGCAACACACACAUAGACAGACACUUACCCACCUUUAAAACAAAAUAAAAAAAGUGAGUGCAGCUCAGUAGGGGAUCACUGCUGACACUAUCAUUCAACACUAUCAGUCCAGCUCUUACGUUUGCUUACCUUUUACAGCUGACACUAAAACCUUCUCAAAGGCUAAAACAUUAAUAAUACUACAGUGCAGUGUAACACUUGAUAGAAACCUAAAUGCUUAUGAAGGUGCAGCACACCUCAGCUUCAUGUUGAAGUGCCUCAUUUUUCUCAGCGCAUUAACAGAGGAUCAGUGCACGAAGACGACUUCUACAAUGGCUGUACAUUUUUAACCGUACUACAGCUAAUGCAGGCGAGCUAAUAACAUGAUGUUCUGUUACACUAAAGCGGCUUCAUUAAACCGGUUCAUCGUCACCAGGUGCUUUACAGGCUAAGCUACUAGUUCAGAGUUUAAAAACUCAACAUAUAUACCUCGCUCCCUCCCAUUCAGCUAUAAGCUACUCCCCGCAGGUUUGUCCACAGCUGCUUCAAUGUGAAUCAAAGCUUCAAACUAACUGUCGAGCUGAUUUGUGUCAGUCCCGUCUGGAUCAAACUGUGACAAGGCCGUAAAGAUGAUUCACGCUGGCUGACAACAGAAGUGUCAGCGGCUUUUCAAAAGGGAAAUUUCUCCUCAAACUAGAGCCAGUAAAUAUCGCAUUUAAAGGGAAUUUACUCAUUUAUGAGCUCCAACGUCCACCAGGGUCCAUAAAAUACGAAAUAGUCUCUUUGUCAUUCUGGUGGAUUUCAGUGUUUCGGGCUAAAUGUCUGAGAAACUUUGUGGCGUGGUGGAGGAUUUCUUUAAUUGUGCGGCAGCAGAGCUGUCCUGGGUGUCUUUGCUUUAAGCAUUUGAGACAUUAUUAGUCAGUUAUGUAGCUUUCUGUCAUUUAAUGAUUUACACCAAAAUUUACAAACCCAUCAAAGGGUUACAGAUCGUUUAUUUCGUUUUUUUCUUUUUAAUCUGCUAAGCAGAAGCCUUUCUGAAAUGAAUCUAUGGAUUCAUUUAGGCCAUUGUGCUAUUUUGAGAUUAUUCUUUUUUGCCUUCAUGGUCUUCUCAUGACAUUGCAUUUUGGAGGUCUGAAGCAGCGAGUUAGUGUGAGUUUGUGUCAUUUUAGCUAUUUUGUACAUAAAAAAAAAAGGGAAAAAAACUGCAAAUGAAAAAUAAAGGCAAGGCCACCAUCCUAGUUUGAUUAGCCAUCGCGGUUUAAUAAAACGAUUGGAUAGAUAAAUCUGAGGUGCAUCUAACAGUGUCAAUAAUUUGUUAAGCACCACCAGGAGACCUUACAAAAUUGAGAGUAAACACUGAUUUAAACAUUAAGAAAUAAGCUAAACUUCCUUACAUAAAGAACCCAUAUUUGCUUCUAAUAACAAAAACCUCACAGUCUUUUCUGGUGUUUGCCGUGCUUUUGUUUGUGUCUGUUUUGAUUUAAAUGAACUCUCUUUGUGCCAGAAACUGCCUAAUACACCUAAAGUUCUCAUGAAAUAAAAAACAGUAGGACAGAAACAGAAAAGCCUUGGCUCGUGCUGCUCUGUCAGGCCAUUCAUGCUGCGUCUUUCCAUCUGCCUUCAGUCCUCUGUUGCCUUGUUGAACUGUUUUUGUUUGUUUGUUUUUUGGAACAUCUACCUGUGCAUAUGUUUGGCACUGACUACACCGUGACUCGUUUUUACCUGUGCCAUAUCCCACCGUCACUUUGGCCGGUGGUCCACACAGUACAACAAAUACUUUCAACAGGAAAGUUUGGAUGUGAGAUUCUUCCUUUAAUAAAAUCAGGGUGCACGUUAAGGUUGUGAGUUGAUUUGAGACUGAUGCCUCUCAUGUGAGGUGCUUUCAUUCCUCCUUCAUUGCUCAGUGUUGUGAUAUGCAGUUUCACGUUUAAAGAGUUAAAAAAAAAAAAAAGCUGUUUUUUUUUAUUAAGGUUAAAAACACAUCUAUCAUUUAUGUGGUCGACGUGAAAUGGAGACGCUCCAGUGUUGAUGUUCUCAUGUAAUCAGCCAGGAGGAAAACAAGCAGUGGUUGCCAUUUCACUGUGGCAAUAAGCUCUUCAAUAAAUCUCUGUAAAAUGAAAAAUAUCAAACCUCAGCAGGAUCUUUGUUGUAUCAGUUUAAAUUGAUUUUUCUUUGUUUAUUUGCUUCUUUUCUAUUUCAGGAUUUAGUGCCUUUUUUGGACAGUAGACUGUUCUGUAAUCGCUAUGUGGAAACUCUACAUAGGCCUUUUGUUACUUUUUCAUCUGUUGGAUAAACCUUAUGUUAUAUUUAAGGUGUGUUUUUAUUGAUAUUCUAUUUACAAGGGAAUAAAAACUGAUCAGACUCCA
Molecule: messenger RNA, 7902 nt
Organism: Oreochromis aureus
Lineage: Eukaryota; Metazoa; Chordata; Actinopteri; Cichliformes; Cichlidae
Product: homeobox-containing protein 1-like
Exons: 10
Coding region: 250-1785 (511 amino acids)
Biological process (GO): positive regulation of DNA-templated transcription
Cellular component (GO): nucleus
Molecular function (GO): double-stranded telomeric DNA binding
Source: RefSeq, a predicted model, not a curated record